Molecule: messenger RNA, 1662 nt
Organism: Musa acuminata subsp. malaccensis (wild Malaysian banana)
Lineage: Eukaryota; Viridiplantae; Streptophyta; Magnoliopsida; Zingiberales; Musaceae
Product: aluminum-activated malate transporter 10
Biological process (GO): malate transport
Cellular component (GO): plant-type vacuole membrane
Source: RefSeq, a predicted model, not a curated record
UCCGGAGUUCGCUAUGAGCACAAGAGUUGAAAUGGCGAGCGAGAAAGAAGCUUCGAGGGGGUUGGAAUGGCAGGUGACAGUUCCUGGUGGCUCAUCGGUGAAGCUGGAGAGCGACUCUGUGCCAACCGCAGCCGGAUGGAGGAUGCAUCGUCUCAAGUCAGCAUUGACAUCGAAGGUGUUCGAUUUCGCGAGCACGGUGCGGAAGAUCGCCGCCGACGAUCCGCGGAAGGUCGUCCACUGCAUGAAGGUAGGGCUUGCGCUGGCUCUCGUCUCCGUCUUCUACUACACCCGGCCCUUGUACGAUGGAGUUGGUGGCGCUGCUAUGUGGGCCGUGAUGACAGUGGUGGUCGUAUUCGAAUUCACAGUAGGAGGUAGCCUGUACAAAGGACUGAACAGAGCCACUGCAACCCUGAGCGCUGGAUCUGUAGCAUUUGGCAUUCACUGGCUCGCGAUCAAGUCAGGGAGAACCGCAGAUCACAUAAUUCUUGGGGCCUCAGUCUUCCUGCUGUCUUCUGCUGCGACGUUCUCCAAGUUCAUCCCCACCAUCAAAGCCCGGUUCGACUACGGCGUCACCAUAUUUAUCCUCACCUUCAAUCUGGUCGCGGUGUCGAGCUAUCGCGUAGAGAAGUUGCUAGCGUUGGCUCAGUGGCGAUUCUGCACCAUAACCAUCGGAUUCUGCAUCUGCCUCACGGUGUGCGUCGUGAUCUGCCCCGUUUGGGCCGGCGAGGAGCUCCAUCGCCUCGUCAUGCGCAACAUGGAGAAGCUUGCGGACUCCUUGGAGGAAUCGGUAGCCGAGUACUUGGAGGAGGAAGGCGGUGUCGACUGCAACCAGAAGCUCGGUCAAAAAUCACAAGGCUAUAAGUGUGUUCUCAACUCCAAAUCGUCUGAGGACUCGCUGGCUAAUUUAGCCAGAUGGGAGCCCUCUCAUGGUUGCUUUAGCUUUCAACAUCCAUGGCGACGGUACCUCGAGGUCGGCGCUGCAAUGCGGCAAUGCGCAUACUGCAUCGAAUCACUCGAUAGUUGCAUCAAUUCGGAGAAUCAGCAGCCACCUGAUUCUGUGAAGAAGCAUCUGGCCAAAGUCUACGCAAAAGUGACAACAGAGUCGUCCAAGGUUCUGAAAGAGCUGGCGAGUUCAUUCAGGUCCAUGAGGAAGCCAUCAAGCAUAGAUUAUUUAGUCGAGGAUAUGAAGAACACAGCAGACGAGCUCCAGAACGCCCUUGGUUCUCUCCCGCAAGAAGCAACCUCGCUCAUCGUGGAAACACUGCCUCUCAUCACGGCGGCUUCUCUUCUCAUCGAGGUGUCGGUAAGAGUGGAAGGCGUGGUCCACGCCGUCAAGGAGAUCACUGCACUGCCUUGUUUCAAGCCCACUAAUGGCGAGGAACUCAAGGCCCAAAACAAGGCUCCGUCCACCGUAGCAUAGGACUUGCGAGUUAGCAGAACACCUUUUUGCUUGCAGCUGAGUUAAUUCUGCGAAGCCCUUUGCUUCCAUGUAUUCAGAUGUCUGCUGUCAUAUGUUCUAGCAAUACGCGCAGACAGACACCAUAAAAGUAAUGCAUGACUAAAUCCUUGUAGCUUUGAGUUUGAGCAUUGUUGGAUGCUCUUUUGGUGUGUGUUACUGUCCACACUGAUUCAUUACUGCCCUCUCAGCAAUUACUACUUUCC